UGUUCUGCGCGUUACACAAGCUGUUUCGUAAAUUGAAUAUACCCGAGUUGUGUAAGGUAAAAGAUCUCUGCCAAAUGAUGUAACACGGGGCUGGAUACUUAUAUGCACUGAAGCGAAAUCAGCCCAGUUGCAUCUUUACACUCACCUUGAUAAGGUUGCAGUGAUGUGGCGUUCAGGCUUGCUGAUUUUCUUGGUUACACUGUGGCGUCAGUCCCAUGCCCAGGGCACUGAUCCCGUGUUUCAGGUUAUAACACAGACAAUCCUUCCUCCAGACCCUUUGCACAAUCCCACACAACUCAACUAUGGGAUGGCUGUGACAGAUGUGGAUGGUGACGGUGACCUAGAAGUGGUGGUGGCAGGGUACAACGGGCCAAACUUGGUGUUGAAGUACAGCAGCACUCAAAAGAGGCUGGAAAACAUCGCCAUUGAUGACAUUAACUCCCCGUUCUAUGCACUGAGGGACACAGCAGGAAAUGCUAUUGGAGUGACCGCCUGCGAUGUUGACGGGGAUGGACGUGAGGAGAUCUACUUCCUCAAUACUAAUAAUGCCUAUUCUGGACGUGCAACUUAUUCGGACAAGCUCUUCAAGUUUCGUAAUGGUCGCUUUGAGGAUCUGCUCAGUGACGAGGUCAAUGCCAAUGUUGCUAAUCGUAUGGCUGGACGUUCGGUUGCAUGUGUCGACAGGAAGGGAACUGGACGCUACUCAAUCUACGUGGCCAACUAUGCCAGUGGAAAUGUCGGGCCCCACGCUCUCCUAGAAAUGGACGAGACUGCCAGCGAUGUGACCCAGGGCGUCGUCGCUCUGUCUGAUGUGGCUGCCACCGCGGGGGUGAACAAGUUUACAGGUGGUCGUGGUGUGGUCGUUGGACCGAUCCUGAGCCAGUACAACUCGGAUGUGUUCUGUGACAAUGAGAACGGACCAAACUUCCUGUUCAAGAACAAAGGAGAUGGGACUUUUACUGACAUGGCUGCACAGGCAGGUGUGGAGGACCGAUACCAGCACGGCAGAGGUGUAGCUCUGGCUGACUUCAACGGAGACGGAAAGACAGACAUUGUCUACGGCAACUGGAACGGCCCACACAGACUUUACCUGCAGACGGACAACUCCCAGUUCAGGAAUAUCGCUACUGGAGGAUUUGCCAGCGCUUCACCUAUUCGUACGGUCAUCGCUGCCGACUUUGAUAAUGACAAGGAGCUGGACGUGUUCUUCAACAAUAUUGCAUACAGAGGAAAUGCUCCUAACAGGAUAUUCAGGGUGUCAAGGAGAGCGAAUGCAGACCCUCUGAUCCAGGAGCUUAAUGUGGGAGACGCUGCAGAGCCACAGGGGAGAGGGACAGGUGGCACUGUCACAGACUUGGAUGGGGACGGACAGCUGGAUCUGCUGCUGGCACACGGAGAGAGCGCUCAGCAGCCAAUCUCUGUCUUCAAGGUCACGCAGGGCUCGUCCAAUAACUGGCUGCGCGUCAUUCCUCGCACCCAGUUCGGUUCUUUUGCCCGGGGGGCUAAGGUGACAGCCUUCACCAAUAAGAGCGGAGCUCACACACGCAUCAUUGACGGGGGCUCAGGGUACCUGUGUGAGAUGGAGCCUGUCGCCCACUUCGGCUUGGGAAGUGACGAGGUGAAGGUGUUGGAGGUGUCCUGGCCAGACGGCACCACCUUCACCCGAGCUCUUCAGGCUGGUGAAAUGAACUCUGUGGUGGAAGUGGUCUACCCAAAACCAGGGGAAGUGUCUGUGCUUGCCAAUGACACACAGUGUGGCAACGGCUUUACUGUGAAGAAUGGUCGCUGUGCAGCUCCAUUCUUUGCAAGCUUUCGCUCGACGGCCUCCGCGAUUGAAGCCUCCUAUUUUAAGACACUUUUUCUGCAGUGUGUCUUGGUGCUAUCUGCUGUGACAGAUCCGAGGUGAGAGUAGUCUUCAGGCUGACGGCAAUGCGGUGAGACAAGUCUCAGCCAGCACUUGCACGGCCGGGACAAACAUCUGUUAAAAUGACAUGCUGUGCUAUGCAGCGACAGUGUGUCUGUUUGAUUUGUCUACUCCGUUUGAUCAUGUGGACGUCCCUGCAGCCGGGACGCCUCCCGUUUGUUUUGAUAAGCUGGUUGCAUGCUGAAAUCCCUGGCUGAUUUAAAUGAGACUGAAAAACUGCAAUCAGUAUCUGUUACCUUGCUGCAGGGUCAUUUAAGCAGUGAGGCAUGCAUGCAAACAUUUAAGGGGGUCUGAAAGCCGCACAGCAUCGAAGCAACGCAUGGAAUGAGUUUAAAUCCUCGUGUAUAUGACUAUGUCCUUUUGUCAAUUGACAUAGUUGCCAGACAUCAUGUCUAUUUACUCAUUAAGCAGCUACAGAGCAACAUAAUUCAUUUGUUUCUUUGCAAAUUGACAAAGGUGAUCAAACAUGACUGACUGACAUGACUGAACCACUAGACCAGUCAAUUAUUUAUUGAGAGUUUAUCACAAGAAAUUGUCUUUAUAUCUAAUGCAUUCUUUUUUUUUAUGAUGUGUUAAAUGCAACAUUUUAAUAAUGUCUGCAUUCCGUUUAGCUGCUGCUACACUGAAUGGCUUAGCGACACGUCCAAAUGCAACAAUGCCAAGUGAGGCUAUGAAAUAAGUGUUUAUAUCUCUAAGCUGGAGUUGAAAACCAAUAAUCGUAGAGAGGGACGACACGCGGUCAAAUGUAAAUGUGAGGAUGAUGACACACCUUCUCAGUCUGUCUCCUGGAAGGCUUUCAUGGUGUCGUACUUAAUUGUAUACAUGAAUAGUGAAAGAAACAGCUGCUGAACAUAAAGAAAGUGAGAAAAUAGAAACCCAGUGUGCAGACCUGGGAAAUGAUUUCCAACUCCGAUUCAGCGCACUGGUCUUCUUCCAUCUGUGGUAAGUCUAAGUUGCUGCCAUGAAUGAUAUUAUUAUAUACACAAUGAUAUGUAACAACAGGCACAUGAGGUCUGUGAUGAAACUGUUUAUUUGACACCAGUCAUAUGUACUUCAUUACCGUGUGUAUCAAACAACAAGCAGUACGAAAAUUAGUUCUUGCACAAAAUGUCACCAAAAUAAAAGACACAUUCACAUUUGUGA
Mugil cephalus (flathead mullet) is the source of this 3067-nucleotide messenger RNA. RefSeq names its product cartilage acidic protein 1a (gene crtac1a). Bases 164 to 1906 code for a protein of 580 amino acids. The record is from RefSeq and is a predicted model, not a curated record. Lineage: Eukaryota; Metazoa; Chordata; Actinopteri; Mugiliformes; Mugilidae. The transcript has 14 exons. Gene Ontology annotation, biological process: axonal fasciculation.